Messenger RNA from Parnassius mnemosyne (clouded apollo), 1002 nucleotides. The record is from the annotation of a GenBank genome assembly. NCBI's taxonomy places the organism in Eukaryota, Metazoa, Arthropoda, Insecta, Lepidoptera, Papilionidae.
AUGACGUUCGGAUUGCGCGGAGCUAGUCAGACGUUCCAGAGGUUCGUUGAUGAGAUGACCAGUGGUCUAGAUUUUUGUUACCCAUACCUUGACGAUUUCCUUAUAUUUUCACGCGUUGAAUUAGAGCACGGAAAGCACCUUCGUCAAAUAUUUACGAGGAUGAAGGAUUAUGGCAUGCUCAUCAACACCGCUAAAUGCGUUUUCGGUGCAUCAGAGGUAACAUUUCUAGGCUACCACAUCUCACAACAUGGAACGAAAUCACUGGAAGGUAAAGUUCAGGCUAUAAAGGAGUACCCUGUUCUUAAAACAGCCAAACAGCUUUGGAGGUUCUUGGGCAUGAUAAAUUUUUAUAGGAGGUUUAUCUCCCAAGCUACCAAAAUCCAAGCCCCCUUGAACGCCUUUCUGAAUGGCGCCGUAAAAGCAUCGCAUCCGGUUAAUUUAAAUGGAGACUCGUUGAAAGCCUUCGAAGACUGCAAGGAAAGUUUAUGCAAUGCAGCAUUGUUGUCACAUCCUGACUCAGAGGCAAAACUAGGUCUUGUAACUGACGCUUCUGAUCUUGCAAUAGGUGGAGUCUUGCUACAGCAAAUUGGUUGUGAUUGGCAGCCCCUAGCCUUUUUCUCUCGUAAAAUGAGCCCGUCGCAAAGGAAAUACUCACCGUACGAUAGGGAGCUCCUUGCUGUUUACGAGAGCAUUAAGUACUUUAGACAUUGGCUAGAGGCAACACCAUUCACCAUCUAUACCGACCAUAAGCCGCUGUGCUUUGCAUUUCGCGAGCGAAAGGCAAAUUGCAGUCCACGGCAAUUUAGGCAUCUAGACUACAUAUCACAGUUCUCAACAGACAUACAACACAUCGCCGGGAAAGAUAAUGUCGUUGCUGACACGCUUUCCCGGGUUGAGCAAGUCGAUGAACUGCUAAGCCCUGUAGAUCUAGAUGUCAUUGCCAAAGCUCAAGACUCCGAUCCUGAAUUUGCAGAUUUGCUCAGGCAGGGCACUUCCUUAUAA